Chlorocebus sabaeus (green monkey) is the source of this 864-nucleotide messenger RNA. The record is from RefSeq and is a predicted model, not a curated record. Lineage: Eukaryota; Metazoa; Chordata; Mammalia; Primates; Cercopithecidae.
UGUGGGGGCUGUGGGCUGACAGCUAUCGGGGAGAAAGUGUUGGUGAGUGGGGACCCCGUGCCCCAUUCAUUCGGAGCCUCCUCCUGCCUGGUGGGGCUGGCAGCCCGGUCCGCAGAGCCAGGCAGGAGGUGGAACCUGAGAAAUCCACAUGCAGGGACCCCUGUGCUUGGGCCUUCCCUGUUCUCUGGUGCUCCCAUGUACUAGAACACAUGCUGGGGAAUUCAGAAUUUAAAUAAAGCUGACCUUUCUGACCUUGAGCCUGUGGACAAGAGUGAAGCCUGUCCAGGGAGCGGUGUUAGAAACACAAAAGGCUGCGCCCUCGUGUGCACCUGGUGUUGACAGGAGCCCAGGCAGCUGACGGCAGCAGGAGCAAAUGGCCUGCUCUGAUGGGGACAGGCAGGAAGUCCUUCAGGGCAUUUCUGUUUCAUCACAGCUUUUCUUGGGACUGGUGUCUGAUCAGCAUCUCCUUUGGGGACCUAAACCCCUUUCCCCUAUGCCAGAUCCGGAACCGAUGCACCUACCACUUGGAGAAGGUCCAGGUGGAGCUGACCAAGCUGGAGGCCAUCUGAUAGGACUUCCUGCAUGAGCAGGACACCAGACCUGACAAGGGUGAGCUGGUCAGCGACGAGGAAGAGUAUACCUGAGUGGGCUUUGGGACACUUCUCUUCCUACCUUCACAACCAAAAUGUGCCCAAAGGUUGAAAGCGUGCUUAAAAGCCAGAACAUAACAUGUAUGGCCUCUGGGACAUCUGCUGGGCAGAUGUCCAAAGCCAGACUGCACUUCCUCAUUUCCCACUGUGUGGGGGCAGGGGUGGGAGGUCUCAUCUGUUUACAGCAAUUUCCAUGCCACGCUUUUGGUUACAC